Molecule: messenger RNA, 540 nt
Organism: Papaver somniferum (opium poppy)
Lineage: Eukaryota; Viridiplantae; Streptophyta; Magnoliopsida; Ranunculales; Papaveraceae
Exons: 2
Coding region: 1-540 (179 amino acids)
Molecular function (GO): RNA-DNA hybrid ribonuclease activity; nucleic acid binding
Source: RefSeq, a predicted model, not a curated record
AUGAAGGGGUGUAUGCUUAACAGGGUUGAAGAUCUGGAGAUAUUGGUUUUUUUCAGAGUAAAAUGUCGUACGGUGAAGAUGUUGGAACCUGUUGAGUGUCUUUGGCAGCCUCCAAUGCAAAAUCAACUCUUGUUGUGCUGUGAUGGAGCUUCUAGAGGUAACCCAGGGGUGGCCGGAGCUGGAGUGGUGGCUAGGAAUUCAGCUUGUGAAGUGGUGGGAGCAAUCAUUUUAAUUGGCUUAGAUUGGGAAGUUCAAUGGGGUUACAGAGAUUUUCUUGUAAGGACUGAUUCUAUGAGUGUUAUAACUGCUUUGGAAGGGGAUAAUAUACCAUGGUUUGCAAGACAGAGAUGGUAUGAAGCUAAAGUCAAGUUUGAUUCUAUUCAAUUGGUGCAUACGUUUCGUGAAGCAAAUUUUGCAGCUGAUAAGAUGGCAAAGACUGGUUGUUUUUUAGAUUCUGGAGUGAGACUCAAUUUUGUUGGGCGUCCUCUUUUAUUAAACUUAAUUGAGUAUCCUAAUGUUUCUUAUUUUCGUUUUAAAUAG